Molecule: messenger RNA, 1170 nt
Organism: Sturnus vulgaris (Common starling)
Lineage: Eukaryota; Metazoa; Chordata; Aves; Passeriformes; Sturnidae
Product: histamine H2 receptor-like
Biological process (GO): G protein-coupled dopamine receptor signaling pathway; positive regulation of MAPK cascade; adenylate cyclase-activating adrenergic receptor signaling pathway
Cellular component (GO): plasma membrane
Molecular function (GO): dopamine neurotransmitter receptor activity, coupled via Gs; G protein-coupled receptor activity
Source: RefSeq, a predicted model, not a curated record
AUGGUGACGAAAGGGAAGCAGGAGAGAACAGAGACCAUGCCCUUAGAUUUUAACAGUGGGAAGAUGUUGAUGGACAGGAAUGAAACCUGGCUCUCUAAUUUCUCCUCUGCUGCCUCCUCCUUUGCAAGGGGAGGGGUUGGGCUCCAGGAGGUGCUCAUCGGGCUCGUCCUCACCCUCAUCGAUGUGGUCACCCUGCUGGGAAACACCAUCGUGUUCCUGUGCCCCGUGGUGGAGAAGAGGCUGCGCACAGUCACCUACAUGUUCAUCAUGUCCUUGGCCAUGGCAGACUUCCUCGUGGCCUGUCUGGUGAUGCCCUUCAGCAUCAUUUACGAGGUGACAGGGAUGUGGCUGUUUGGGAAGUUGUUCUGCAAAGUCUGGAUCUCCUUCGAUGUCAUGUUCUGCACUGCAUCCAUUGUCACGCUGUGCUUCAUCAGCCUGGACAGGUACUGCUCCGUGGUCACCCCCUACCACUACUCCAAAAGGAUGUCCCGUGGCAGAUGCAUCGUGAUGACCUGCACGGUCUGGGUAUAUUCCUCCCUCAUUUCCUUCCUGCCCGUCAUGCAAGGCUGGAAUGAAAUCCCUGGCGUGGACUUUGAUGCAGGCAGAGAAUGCAUCUUUGUCACCAACUGGGUUUUUGCCAUCGUGGCUUCUGCCCUGGCGUUUUUCCUCCCCUUCAUGGUCAUGUGCCUCAUGUACUUCUUCAUCUACCGAGCCUCCCGCCUCAAGGCCACCCGCAUCAUGUCCCAGACGCUGGAGAUCCACUACCACCCCAACAGCAAGCGGCAGAACCACCUGCAGCUGGAGAACAAGGCCACGAGGACCAUCAGCAUCAUCAUCUCGGUGUUUGUGCUCUGCUGGCUGCCCUACUUCGUGCUGAACGUUUGGCUGGCAGCCAGAGGCACCGACUCCACCAGCACGGUGCUGCUCGGCACCUUCAAGAUCAUCACCUGGCUGGGCUACUGCAACUCCACCAUCAACCCCCUGCUCUACGCCUUCCUCAACAGGGACUUCCAGCACGCCCUCAAGAAGCUGCUCAUCUGCAGGCACAGGUCUCAGGUGGAUGUUGGGGAGGACAUGGUUUCCAUAGCCACCUUUUCCAAGACUGCUCCGGACCUGGAAUACAGCGUGACGGUGCCCAAUGGUGCCCCGAAGGGCAAACCCAAGUCAUAG